AGGGAUCGUUUCCAUCAUCCAUCACUCAAAUUCAAAUCUACACAUCAUUUCUGCUAUACUCCAUCCCACUCCACCCCCCAACCAUGUCCUCCAAAUCCAGCACCCAAAGACUCGCGCCCCUCCCCCUCCCCCCCGGCAUCUCCCAGUCCUACAUCCACUGCCCCUCCAACUCCCUAACCUACCACAUCCUCGAAGCCGGCACUCCGAAAAAACCCCUCCUGCUCCUUCUCCAUGGCUUCCCCGAGCUCGCCUUCUCCUGGCGCAAAACCAUGCUCCCCCUCGCCGCCGGCGGCUACCGCGUCGUCGCCCCGGACCAACGCGGCUACGGCCGCACGACCGGCUGGGACGAGUCCUCCUUCUCCGCCGUCGACCUGUCCCAGUUCACCAUGACCAAUGUCGUGCGCGACAUGGUCAUCCUCGUUUCCGCGCUCGGCUACGCGAAGGUGCACUGCGUGAUCGGGCACGACUUCGGCGCCGUCGUGGCGAGCAUGUGCGCGCUUAUGCGGCCGGAUCUGUUCGAGCGGGUCGUGACGAUGAGCCACCCGUUUAAAGAGCCUGGUCCGCUGCCGUUCAAUAUCCGUGAUCCGGAUGCGGAGAUUGAGGAGGCGAGGGAUAUUCAGAAGGAGCUCGCGUCGCUGCCGGAGCCACGGAAGCAUUAUAAGUGGUAUAAUUCCACCUCGCUUGCGCCGAUUAAUUGGGCGUGUCCGGGGCAGGGCUUGCAUGAGUUCCUGCGCGGGUAUCUGCACCUUAAGAGCGCUGAUUGGGAGGGUAAUAAGCCGCAUCCGCUCGCGGCGUGGGAGGCGGGGGAGUUGGCGAAGAUGCCGGGGUAUUACAUUAUGCCUUUCCACUCCUCGAUGCCGGAGGUUGUGGCGGAGUUAAUGGAGGGUGAGGAUGAGAAGAAGACGACGAGAUGGAUGUCGGAGGAGGAUUUGGAUGUCUAUGUGAGAGAGUGGGGGCGGACUGGGUUUCAAGGGGGGUUGAAUUGGUAUCGGAGCCAGACGGAUCCGAAGAUGGCGAGGGAUAUGGAGCUUUUUUCCAGGAGGAAGAUUGAGGUACCGGCGCUGUUUCUGAGUGGGGAGAAGGAUUGGGGAAACUAUCAGCAGCCUGGGGCGCUGGAGAACCUAGAUAGCGCAUGCUCCAAGUUUCGUGGGGUUAAGUUUGUAGAGCAUGCGGGACAUUGGCCCCAGCAGGAGCAGCCGGAAAUCGUGGUUGAGGGGAUUCUUGCGUUCUUGAAAAGCAGUCAUUGAGGCAAAAGCUUGAGUAAAGGACCUGAGACGGACAUCAGCUUCAACACGUUGUGAGGGAUAGCGAUGUAGCAAAUUGUAGCUAUCCGUUACUCCAGCUUUUCUCGAACAUAUCUAUGAAGUAUACACCAGUCUCCUUCGCAAAUCAUAAAAUAAUAC
Mytilinidion resinicola is the source of this 1403-nucleotide messenger RNA. Its product is annotated as alpha/beta-hydrolase. The coding region runs from base 84 to 1247 and encodes 387 amino acids. NCBI's taxonomy places the organism in Eukaryota, Fungi, Ascomycota, Dothideomycetes, Mytilinidiales, Mytilinidiaceae. The record is from RefSeq and is a predicted model, not a curated record. Gene Ontology annotation, molecular function: hydrolase activity. The transcript has a single exon.